Messenger RNA from Solanum tuberosum (potato), 816 nucleotides. Its product is annotated as dynein light chain 1, cytoplasmic-like. Gene Ontology annotation, molecular function: dynein intermediate chain binding. Gene Ontology annotation, biological process: microtubule-based process. Gene Ontology annotation, cellular component: cytoplasmic dynein complex. The transcript is spliced from 2 exons. NCBI's taxonomy places the organism in Eukaryota, Viridiplantae, Streptophyta, Magnoliopsida, Solanales, Solanaceae. The record is from RefSeq and is a predicted model, not a curated record. The coding region runs from base 279 to 563 and encodes 94 amino acids.
AGAACAACGUUAAAAUGUGUUUUAGGUGAGUAAGGAAGAAGACACGGUGGUAUGUGUCAGCACCAAGAUGCUUAUAAAAUAUAGUCACCAUUACAAACAUUUGCUGAAAAAAGGGGUUUUGGAAAAUCAAUUCUAGUGUUCCUGUCUCUCGACUUUUCUUAGUCUUGCUUAGAGAAAGAGAAAGGGGAAGAUUCAUUCUUUCAUAUCUUAAUUUUGAACUUUUAAACAACAAAAAUAGUGUAUAAAUUGGGAUCUUCUACUUCAGAUCAAUAGACAAAAUGUUAGAAGGAAAAGGUGUGAUUGAAGAUACAGAUAUGCCAGUGAAGAUGCAGAUCCAGGCUAUGCGUUGGGCUUCUCAAGCUUUGGAUGUUUAUGAUGUUUUGCACUACAGAUCCAUUGCUGCUCAUAUUAAGAAGGAGUUUGACAAGAAAUAUGGGGGUGGCUGGCAGUGUGUGGUGGGAUCAAAAUUUGGAUGUUUCUUCACUCAUACUAAAGGAACAUUUAUCUAUUUCACCUUGGAGACUCUUAACUUCCUCAUCUUCAAAGGAGCCACUUCUACUUAAUGAGCUUUUGAUUGUGAAAACAGGACUUGUAAUUACUCUUUAGCUUAAAUUUUUCAUUGCUAUGACUUGUGGGAAUUUGUAAUUUUUUUAGCCAAUUUCCGCAUGCACCAGAUGCAAGCUAGUAGUUUAUAUUGCACAAGUUAAAUGAGAUGAAUAUGGGCAUAUCUUGUUUCCCUUAUUAAACUCAUGCCCAUUGUAUCAAAGAGCUUUCUCAAUACAUAUCAAGGAGAAAUUUUUGAAUCCUUAAAGAGGA